AUGGCUUCCCCUAGCAGAAAUAAUUUCGGAUUACAGGAUUGUGCCGAACGAUUGAUCGCUUAUUUUUUCGAAUUAUUCAUAUCUGUGCUCCGUUUUCCUCUCAGGACCUUACUUCUUAAUUUACAAAAAUGUGGUUAGAUCAAGUGAACGAAAUUUCAGAAAUAUUUCGCUUUCCUCUUCCGUAUUAUAUUGCAGUACUUGUCCCCAUUUUGUUCAUUCUCUCACCAGCUGAAGCCGCAACAGAAUUUCCUGUGUACCGGCUUCAGCAUUUUGACUUGCAAGGAGUAAAAUAUGGCUCAAGAAGUUCAACUCUUAACUUUGAAGCCAGAUCUGUGGACACAAGACUUCCUGCUAGGAAGUGUGUUAUUUUAAUGAUAAAUGAGUUCAAUCCCAGUCGUUUUCGUGAACUCAUAAAUGAAGGAGUUGGUGCAUUACUAAUAAUCAUUCCUUCAGAUUUAGAAUCAUUAUCUAAUGACAUGAGAGAGAACAUUUUGGACACAGAAAAGUUUCUUCUUAGCCAAGAAAUUGCCAUACCUGUAUAUUUUACUCAUCAUUCUCAACAACUUGAGGAAAUGUACACUAGCAUCAAAGAGAGCACUAGCAAAGAUAGUGCUUCCUCUGCUGCCCAAGCUCUCUUUGGGGCCAUAUCUGCCAAUGGAUACCAGUUAGCUGUCAAUGGAAAUGCAGCAAAACUACUCACAGAUGUUCAAAUUUCCAACAUUCAGGGAAAACUAUCAGGAUUUGGUUUGGAGGAUCAAUUACCUACAUUGGCUGUUGUGGCACAUUAUGACUCUUUUGGAGCUGCACCAGAUUUAUCAUUCGGAGGUGAUUCAAAUGCUUCUGGAGUUGCUGCACUACUUGAGUUAGUUCGACUGUUCUCGCGACUUAGUUCACAACCCGGACAGAACGGUCUUCCUCGUUUCAACUUGGUAUUUAUUCUCACCGGGGGUGGAAAACUGAAUUAUCUCGGUUCAAAGAAAAUCCUGGAAGACCAAAUCGAUGGAGUCGAUGGUGGCCUUUUUCAAGACACAAUUUUUGCCCUGUGUCUGGAUUCGCUUGGUAAUGGCGAGGAAUUAAAUGUUCACGUUUCAAAACCGCCGAAGGAUGGAAGUAACAGUGGAAUCUUCAUCGAAACAUUAAAAAACAAUGCUGCUGCAGUUUUUCCUGACAUGUCUGUCAACAUGAUGCAUAAAAAAAUCAAUUUGGCUGACGAUUUCCUUGCUUGGGAGCACGAGAGAUACUCAAUUCGACGACUUACCGCAAUGACUGUUUCUCAUUUCAAGGCGGCCAAAUCAGACUUCCAACAUGGCACCAUUCUAGACACAAAAUCUUCCGUCAAUGUUUCCAUUUUAGCUCGCAACGUUCGACUUCUAGCAGAAACGCUUGCUAGCCAGCUGUACAAUAUUAGUGGACCGUUUUUCGUGGGAGAUAUGGCCGUCUCUGAAGAAAUGUUAGAUGUUUGGAUAACUUUACUUACCUCGCAAUCGCGAAGUUCUUCUUCUCUUGGUGGGAAAAGUGGAAAUACGGUCAUCAAUAUGCUUCAACAAACCAUGCAACGGUAUUUGAGUGAGGUCAAAGUUUCACAUUUGACUGUCGAUAAACGAGAUCCGGAGUUUGGAUUCUACGAUCAAACGAAAGGAGUAAUGACAGCUUACAGUGUGAAGCCCGCAAUUUUUGAUCUUUUCUUGACAGCUACGAUUGUUGCCUAUUUAGCCGUAGUUUAUUUUGGCGUACAGACAUUCCAUCAACUGUAUGCUGUUUUGAGUGUGAAUCGAUUUUCAAAGAGCAAAUCUUCUUAGAAAUUAUUAGUCUCAAUAACAUAGUUUUAGCUCAUUUGUGUCCCUCCUAGUCUGCUAAUAGAAGGAAGGGUAAAAUAAAGUAUGUUUGAUUAAAAACAAAA
Molecule: messenger RNA, 1900 nt
Organism: Daphnia pulicaria
Lineage: Eukaryota; Metazoa; Arthropoda; Branchiopoda; Diplostraca; Daphniidae
Product: nicalin-1-like
Exons: 12
Coding region: 129-1799 (556 amino acids)
Biological process (GO): regulation of signal transduction
Cellular component (GO): endoplasmic reticulum membrane
Source: RefSeq, a predicted model, not a curated record